CCUAAUUAUACUCCCGGCCCUCUCCCCACCGUGGCCACCAGCAGCACCAGGGCCUCUUCUUCCCUCCGUCUUCUUACCAUGGCAACGCAGCAGGCGAUGAUGGAUCGAGCCCGGUCCCUGGAUCGCAAACACCCACGGGAACCAUCCAUUCGGAACUGAUCAUUUCGAUCUAGCUUUUGCUCUGCGGCGCGCGCAUAAUCCUGGCUCAUCCUUUCCCUCUUCUCCUUUGCAAUCGAGGAGCACGUCGCUCGAGGCCAGGAAAGCUGCACGCUUUACAGAGAGAUCGAUCAUGAAACGGAUGCAACUGUGAAGUUACGGUAGGUGGUAGAUCAGGGAGAUGGCGGCCAACGGCGCGUCGCUGGAGCGGCGGAGCUCCGUGCGGCGGUCGGGGAGCACGGUGCGGGAGGAGCCGCCGCCGGCCGAGGAGCCCGCCGCCGCCGCCACAGGACCUUCCGACAUGGACGUGCUGAAGGAGAAGUUCUCCAAGCUGCUGCUCGGGGAGGACAUGUCGGGGUCCGGGAAAGGCGUGCCGUCCGCGCUGGCGCUGUCGAACGCCAUCACUAAUCUUGCAGCCGCUGUGUUCGGAGAGCAACGGAAGCUGGAGCCCAUGGCCCCCGACAGAAAAGCAAGGUGGAAGAAAGAAGUCGGCUGGCUCCUGUCCGUGGCGGACCACAUCGUCGAGUUCGUCGCCAAGAAACAAGUCUUGGAUAACGGCGUCGAAAUGGAGGUGAUGGGCACGCAGCAGCGAAGGGAUCUGCAGUCCAACAUUCCAGCUUUGCGCAAGAUCGACGCCAUGCUUCUCGAUUACCUGGACAACUUCAAGGAUCGCAACGAGUUCUGGUACGUGAAGCGAGACUCGUGCUCCGAGAGUGAGAAGGAGGAGGCCGGAUCGGACGAGAAAUGGUGGAUACCGGUGGUGAAGGUCCCUCCCAACGGGCUGCCCCCGGCGUCCAGAGCCUGGAUCCAGCACCAGAAGGAGCUGGUGAACCAGGUGCUGAAGGCGGCCAUGGCCAUCAACGCCAACUGCCUCAUGGAGAUGGCCAUCCCAGAAUGCUACCUAGAAUCGCUGCCCAAGAACGGGAGGGUGAGCCUUGGGGACGCGCUGUACCGGAACAUCACUGACGUUGAGUUCGACCCGGACGAGUUCCUGUCGUCGGUGGACCUGACGUCAGAGCACAAGAUCUGCGACCUCAAGGACCGCAUCGAGGCGUCGGUCAUCAUCUGGAACAGGAAGGUGCACAACAAGGACGGCAAGUCCGCCUGGGGCUCCGCCGUCAGCCAGGAGAAGAGGGAGCAGUUCGAGGAGCGGGCGCAGACGCUGCUGCUCAUCAUCAAGCACAGGUUCCCCGGCAUCCCCCAGUCCACCCUCGACAUUGCAAAGAUACAAGAAAACAGGGACGUUGGUUUUGCUAUCCUGGAGAGCUACUCCAGGGUACUCGAGAGCCUUGCAUACAACGUCAUGUCCCGGAUAGAGGACGUCAUCAUCUCCGACAACGUUGCCAGAGAGAAGGCCAAGAAGGACCUGCCACCGGGGACGGAACCGGCGCCCACUCCCCUCCCUGAGGGGGCGGACAGCAUGACACUGCUCGACUUCAUGGGCUGGAACGGCGACGCAGAGGGCAAGGUAGAGGACAAGUCUCCCUCCGCGGCUGACCAGGACGACGGGAGGCUCAUGAAGCUGCCCAACAUUAUGACCAACCUCAAGAACACCUACAUGGACGUCCUCGGUGGGCACCGGAGCCCGCCUGGUCGCCAUUAGAUAAGAAUCACGAGAUUUUGCAUGUAUUUUUACAUAGUGUACAUAUAUUCUGUUCUGAUAAAACUGGGCGGCUGCUUGACUAGCCCGCUGUUUUUUAUUUUGCACAAUUUUGAACCAGCUUUGUUGUAAGAUUCUAAAGGAUUGACCAAUAUAACUGAUAAAUUUAGAGCUGUUCUGUUCAAA
Lolium perenne is the source of this 1942-nucleotide messenger RNA. Its product is annotated as rop guanine nucleotide exchange factor 11. The record is from RefSeq and is a predicted model, not a curated record. Lineage: Eukaryota; Viridiplantae; Streptophyta; Magnoliopsida; Poales; Poaceae. Gene Ontology annotation, molecular function: guanyl-nucleotide exchange factor activity.